UCCACCACCACCACCACCUCCUCUUCGUCGCCGUCCCCGCGUGUCGCCUCCGCCGCCGGGGCCCCGCGCUCUGAGCCUCCCGGCCGCAGGAUGCUGCCGUCGCAGGAGGCCUCGAAGCUGUACCAUGACAACUACAUGCGGAACUCGCGGGCCAUCGGCGUGCUGUGGGCCAUCUUCACCAUCUGCUUCGCCAUCAUCAACGUGGUGGUUUUCAUCCAGCCCUACUGGAUCGGCGACAGCGUCAGCACGCCCAAGCCGGGCUACUUCGGCCUUUUCCACUACUGCGUGGGCAACGAGGGCAACAACCGCGAGCUCACCUGCCACGGCUCCUUCGCCGACUUCCGCAGCAUCCCCUCGCGCGCCUUCAAGGCGGCCUCCUUCUUCGUGCUGCUCUCCAUGGUGCUGAUCUUGGGCUGCAUCACCUGCUUCUCGCUCUUCUUCUUCUGCAACACGGCCACGGUCUACAAGAUCUGCGCCUGGAUGCAGCUGCUGGCAGCUCUCUGCCUGGUGCUGGGCUGCAUGAUAUUCCCAGAUGGCUGGGAUUCAGAGACCGUCAGGGACAUGUGUGGGGAGAAGACGGGCAAGUACUCGCUGGGCGACUGCUCCGUGCGCUGGGCUUACAUCCUAGCCAUCAUUGGCAUCUUGAAUGCCCUCAUCCUCUCCUUCCUGGCCUUUGUCCUCGGCAACCGGCAGAACGACCUGCUUCACGAGGAGCUCAAAACAGAGAACAAAGAUUUUGUUGGCACUGCGAGGAUAUAAUGUAGAAGAGGCAGGAGGGCCCUUCUCUCAUUGGUAUCUGGAUUGAACUCUCUCAUCCUUCCUCCUCCCUCCCCACCUCCCUCACUGCCUUUCCUUCGCUGCUGCCAAUGGGGGGGAAACGUCCAACUCGAAGCCUCAGAAUCUGCAGACCUCACCUGCGUGCCACUUCCGGAGACACGUCCAUCCCUCAUGAUUUGCCAGCUUUGGCCGCUGCCCCCUCUGCUGAUUGGCUGCCGAUGGAGGAGAGUGUGACACCGGUACCCCAACCCUUACCCCAAACCUACCACAUUGGGGGACGAGGCGAUGCACACACUCCGACCUGGUGUUUCAAAGAAGUGACGCCCUUGGGACUUUUUAACACGCUCUUUUCAAAGGGAUCCCAGCCUUUCCAGGAAAAGCUUCCAGGGCGUUUCCCGCUACCCUCCUUCCCGAGAACCAAACAAGAACUGGUGCCAAGACGCUACCGCUGCAACAGACUCUGCCAGGGCCACCUCCUUGCCAAGUCUUUCUCCAUUUUUAACCUUUCAGCAACUUUGCCCGCCCUCCGGCCCACACGCGGGGCCGCCCGGCGCCUGAGACUGGCCCAUUUGAUACUUUUACAUGUAAAUUUAAAUUGUCUCUGAACAGGGUAAGGUGAGCCCGAAUCCCCACCCCGUUCCCUUUGGGGAUUUCAGCCACCAGAAAACUUUUGCAUUCUCCACUCAUCCUGCCCAGGUAAUGCAGCCGUACCACGAAGGGGGGACUGGGGUG
This is a messenger RNA of Lacerta agilis (Sand lizard), 1509 nucleotides long. It is a transcript of the gene LHFPL4, whose product is annotated as LHFPL tetraspan subfamily member 4. Gene Ontology annotation, molecular function: GABA receptor binding. Bases 91 to 759 code for a protein of 222 amino acids. Gene Ontology annotation, cellular component: postsynaptic membrane; plasma membrane; inhibitory synapse. Gene Ontology annotation, biological process: sensory perception of sound; gamma-aminobutyric acid receptor clustering. The record is from RefSeq and is a predicted model, not a curated record. The transcript has 4 exons. NCBI's taxonomy places the organism in Eukaryota, Metazoa, Chordata, Lepidosauria, Squamata, Lacertidae.